Messenger RNA from Solanum stenotomum, 594 nucleotides. RefSeq lists its product as uncharacterized. The record is from RefSeq and is a predicted model, not a curated record. NCBI's taxonomy places the organism in Eukaryota, Viridiplantae, Streptophyta, Magnoliopsida, Solanales, Solanaceae. The transcript is spliced from 2 exons. Bases 1 to 594 code for a protein of 197 amino acids.
AUGACCAAUAAGGAGCUACUCCAAAAGCUCAUGGCUAAAAUAGGGAGAAAAAUAAAUGCUAGGAUAGAUAAGCAGGAUGAGAACAUCAAAAACCUCCAAAUGUCCCAAAUGAGUUUAGUGAAACAAGUUGUGCAAGUAGCUAAUUCUCUGAACUUGCGUCCCGAAGGUGGGCUUUCCGGCGACACUGAACCCAACCCAAAGCAACUAAAUGCGAUGAGUACUAGAAGUGGGUUACAACUAGAUGAACUAUCUCCAAAGAAGAGAUAUACUGAGGCUGGUACUAAAGAAAAGAAAAUGGAAGAGGGUAUUCCAAAGUAUGCUAAAUACGUGAAAGAGAUAGUGGCUAACAAAAGAAGGCUCACAAAGUAUGAAACUGUAGCACUUACUGAGGAUUGCAGCUCUAGAAUUCAAAAUAGACUACCCAAAAAGUUAAAAGAUCUGGGUAGUUUUACUGUUCAGAUUAUAAUUAGGCAAAGUGUUCAUGCCCGGGGGUUGUGUGAUUUGGGGGCAAGUAUAAAUCUGAUACCCUUGUCAUUGUAUCAAAAGCAUGGGUUGGGUAGUCGUAAAGCCCCAGAAAUUAGUAGACUAAACUAA